AAAGCCGGUUCCCGCCCAUUUCCCGCCACUCUGCAAAGUAACCGGAAACACUACGUUUCCCACAACCCCGCGCUCCAUUCAGCUCGUGUCGGCUCGUUAUGGCGUCUUCUUGAAGCGUAGAGAGAUCGCAAGUAGUUUGUUGACAAGUGGAAAAAGAUGGCAGCCGACUCCACUGACAAAAAAGAUGCAGAAACCUCGGGGACCAAAGACCGAGAGAGGAAACCACGCAGCCGCUCACGAGAGCGAGAUCGUAAGGUCUCACCUUUACGCAAACGGCAACCUCGUGAAAGAAAUCGCUCCAAAUCUGCAGAAAGAGACCGUCGCAUGAAGGACAAGGACCGAGACAAAGAGCGAGAAAAGGACAGAGACAGAAGUCGCAAGGACCGAGAGGGACAUCGACGUGAUAAAGAUCGUGGCAGGAGAUCCAGGAGUCUCUCACCAAAGUCCAGGUUAAAGAGGGAGAAGGAUAUCAAAGCGGAAGAGGAGGAAGAUGAGAAAAAGAAGAAAGAGAAAGCCCAGCCGCUGUCGUUAGAGGAGCUUCUGGCCAAGAAGAAGGCAGAAGAGGAAGCAGAGGCAAAGCCCAAGUUCCUGUCCAAAGCAGAACGGGAGGCCGAGGCUCUGAAGCGGCGGGCGCAACAGACGGAGGACAGGAGGAGGCUGGUGGACGAGGAGAGGAAGAAGAGGAGGAUGUUCCAGGACAUUGGAAGAAAGAUGAUGGAGGAUCCCCAAGAACGGGAGAGGCGAGAGCGCAGGGAGCGAAUGGAGCGCGAGAACAACGGGAACGAAGAAGACGAUGGACGACAAAAGCUCAGGGAGGAGAAAGAUAAAAGCAAAGAGCUUCACGCCAUCAAGGAGCGUUACCUGGGCGGACUCAAGAAACGUCGGAGAACACGUCAUCUGAACGACAGGAAGUUUGUGUUCGAGUGGGACGCUUCCGAAGACACGUCGGUCGACUACAACCCGAUUUACAAAGAAAAGCAUUCAGUGCAGCUGUACGGACGAGGCUUCAUCGCCGGCAUCGACUUGAAGCAGCAGAAACGGGACCAGUCGCAUUUCUACGGCGACCUGAUGGAGAAAAGGCGAACGCUGGAAGAGAAGGAGCAGGAAGAGGUGAGACUGAAGAAGAUGCGUAAGAAGGAGGCCAAGCAGCGCUGGGACGACCGACACUGGUCCCAGAAGAAACUUGACGAGAUGACGGACAGAGACUGGAGAAUCUUCCGAGAGGACUACAGCAUCACCACCAAGGGCGGGAAGAUCCCCAACCCCAUCAGGAACUGGAAGGAGUACUCGCUGCCCGAUCACAUCCUGGAGGUCAUCGAAAAGUGCGGCUACAAGGAUCCGACACCUAUUCAGCGGCAGGCCAUUCCUAUUGGCUUACAGAACCGUGACAUCAUCGGCGUGGCUGAGACAGGCAGCGGUAAAACAGCUGCCUUCCUGAUUCCACUGCUUGUCUGGAUCACAACACUGCCAAAGAUCGAGAGGAUCGAAGACUCGGACCAGGGUCCCUAUGCCGUGAUCCUGGCCCCAACUCGAGAGCUGGCGCAGCAGAUCGAGGAGGAAACCAUCAAGUUCGGCAAACCGCUCGGCAUCCGAACGGUGGCCGUGAUCGGAGGAAUCUCCCGAGAGGACCAGGGCUUCCGCCUCCGGAUGGGCUGCGAGAUCGUGAUCGCCACCCCCGGUCGUCUGAUCGACGUGCUGGAGAACCGCUACCUGGUCCUGGGCCGCUGCACCUAUGUGGUGCUGGACGAGGCUGACCGCAUGAUCGACAUGGGCUUCGAGCCCGACGUCCAGAAGAUCCUGGAGUACAUCCCCGUGACCAACCAGAAGCCGGACACGGACGAGGCGGAGGACCCAGAGAAGAUGAUAAUGAACUUUGAAUCUGGAAAACAUAAAUACAGACAGACGGUCAUGUUCACGGCGACAAUGCCUCCGGCGGUGGAGAGGUUAGCCCGCAGCUACCUGAGACGUCCUGCCGUCGUCUACAUCGGUUCUGCCGGUAAACCUCACGAGAGAGUGGAGCAGAAGGUCCUGCUUAUGUCCGAGGGAGAGAAGAGGAAGAAGCUGCUGGAGGUUUUGUCGCGCGGCUUCGAGCCGCCCAUCAUCAUCUUCGUCAACCAGAAGAAGGGCUGCGACGUGCUGGCCAAGUCUCUGGAGAAGAUGGGAUACAACGCCUGCACGCUGCACGGCGGCAAAGGUCAGGAGCAGCGAGAGUUUGCUCUGUCCAACCUCAAGGCCGGAGCCAAAGACAUUCUGGUGGCCACUGACGUCGCCGGUCGUGGUAUCGAUAUCCACGACGUGUCGAUGGUCCUCAACUACGACAUGGCCAAGAACAUCGAAGACUACAUCCAUCGUAUCGGUCGUACUGGUCGUGCUGGUAAGAGCGGCAUGGCCCUGACGUUCCUCACCAAGGAGGAUUCGGCCGUGUUCUACGACCUGAAGCAGGCCUUCAUGGAGAGCCCGGUCUCCACCUGCCCCCCCGAGCUCACCAACCACCCCGAAGCGCAGCACAAACCCGGGACCAUCCUGACCAAGAAGCGACGCGAGGAGACCAUCUUCGCCUGAGGAUGACGCCGCCGCCGCCGCUCUCUCACACCGUCUGUGAUCUUUGUGUCUAUCCGCCAUGUUUUUCCUCUCUCGAGCUUCGGCCUCCCGAGUUAAUCGUGUCUUCAGUUUGUUGUUCUUAUCUUUCAGGUCUGCAGGUAGAAAACGUCUGCGUCGCUCGGCAGGACACUGAUACAGUAAACUGCACUGUAAACAUUUUGGCCCAGUGUAUUAAAAUAGCAGCUGGUGUAGUAAAGUUCUGUGUUGGUAUGAUUCACAUGAAUCUUGAGUUUCCUGAGACCAGCGUCAGAACUAUUCAAACUCGGCAGGAUGAGGAUGAAUCCAAUUAAGUCACAGUUGAUUGUUUUAAAUAAAAAAACAAACAUUUGUAUGAAGUGAAAACAGAAA
Molecule: messenger RNA, 2949 nt
Organism: Scophthalmus maximus (turbot)
Lineage: Eukaryota; Metazoa; Chordata; Actinopteri; Pleuronectiformes; Scophthalmidae
Gene: ddx23
Product: DEAD (Asp-Glu-Ala-Asp) box polypeptide 23
Exons: 17
Coding region: 157-2562 (801 amino acids)
Biological process (GO): mRNA splicing, via spliceosome
Cellular component (GO): catalytic step 2 spliceosome
Molecular function (GO): RNA helicase activity; ATP binding; RNA binding
Source: RefSeq, a predicted model, not a curated record